This is a messenger RNA of Astyanax mexicanus (Mexican tetra), 2498 nucleotides long. RefSeq names its product IKAROS family zinc finger 5 (gene ikzf5). Bases 428 to 1681 code for a protein of 417 amino acids. Gene Ontology annotation, biological process: regulation of transcription by RNA polymerase II. Gene Ontology annotation, molecular function: DNA-binding transcription factor activity; RNA polymerase II cis-regulatory region sequence-specific DNA binding. NCBI's taxonomy places the organism in Eukaryota, Metazoa, Chordata, Actinopteri, Characiformes, Acestrorhamphidae. The transcript has 5 exons. The record is from RefSeq and is a predicted model, not a curated record.
GUGUGGAGAGGACUGAGGGAGGUGGGGAAGCUUAGUAACGGUGCUCUGGAGGUGCGAACUUUCAGCAGGCUUUUGUGUUGAUUGGUUUGGGCUCGUUUUUAAACGAUUUAUCGGCGUGUUUCCUUCAGAAAAACGGAGAUAAAUUAUUGCCAAUCGCUGCUGAUAAACGGCUGGCCCGGUUUAGGAAGCUGUCAGCCUUUUAUCCCUGCAGUAAACGCCUGCAAACUCUGCUGUUUAGCUAACUUAGCUUAGCCUAGCUUAGCUUAGCCCAGCCCGCGGUCAACUGCGGCUCCAGCGAGCCUGCGAUGGAGAGACAGCGCGGAUAAAUUGCGGAUAAAGACCGGGAGCUGCGUCUUCUCCUCCGGCGCGGUGUGGUGGGGACGGCUGGCUGAAAAGGUGCUAAGCAGAGCAGAGUCCUGAUCUUCCAAUGGGCGAAGAGAAGCCAGAGACGUUGGACUUUGUGAAGGACUUUCAGGAGUACCUUACUCAGCAGACUCAACAUGUCAACAUGAUAUCAGGAUCUGUCAGUGGAGUGCAGGACACGGACGACAUCCCAGCAGAGCUUGGUCAGAAUGGCUUGGAGCAUCCAGCAGUGGACAUGGCCCUGGAAGAUGGCUCGGGCAUGUUGGUGGAUGGCUUUGAGCGGACGUACGAUGGCAAACUUAAGUGCCGUUAUUGUAACUACGCCACCAGGGGCACAGCGAGGCUAAUAGAGCACAUACGUAUUCACACCGGUGAAAAGCCCCAUCGCUGCCAUUUAUGCCCUUUUGCUUCUGCUUAUGAGCGCCACCUGGAGGCACACAUGCGCUCUCACACGGGUGAGAAGCCCUAUAAAUGUGAGCUGUGCUCCUUCCGCUGCAGCGACCGCAGUAACCUGUCCCACCACCGGCGUCGCAGGCACAAACUGCUGCCUAUGAAAGGCGCCCGUCCCUCUCUCUCCCACCGCAAAAUGCUCAGCGUGCUGCAGAAGAGAGGGAGCUCGCUGGCCUACAGCCGCCGACUGCUCGUCAACAUCAACCCCAUGUCCAUGGUGCUGCAGAAACCCAGCUGUGAGCAGCAGCACCUGGGUGACUUUGGCCAUGAGCUCCCACCCCACGCCCACCUCCACCAGGAGACCUUCGACAGUCUCGGGAAGGACCCACAAGCUGCACCUGGAGGAAGCUCCAGGGACGGACAGGACCUGGUUUUGGACAACCCGCUCAACCAGCUGUCCACGCUGGCCGGUCAGCUUGCCAGCCUCCCUCCCGAAGCUCACGGUGCCCCUGUGUCACCUGGAGAAGAGUCUCUACCAGACGAGAAGCCCACAUUCCUCGUGCAGCAGCCUGUGACGGCCCCGGCGGCCGUCUCAGCCAGCGCAGACCAGGCAUCGUCCCCGAUCACCCCAGAGCCGCGCCCGGCAGCACACAGUGGCUGCAGCCCCGGCGCGGGCCCCUGCAGCGAGCGAACCAGCACCCCCAGCGGGACCAACAGCCAACCGGGGACCCCCACGCCGGCUCAGGACCCACAGUUGCUCCAGCACUGCCCCCACUGCCACAUUUAUUUCCCUGACAACAUCCUCUACACCAUUCACAUGGGCUGCCAUGGCUAUGAAAACCCAUUUAAGUGUAACAUUUGCGGGUACAGGUGCAGAAACAAGUACGACUUUGCGUGCCACUUCGCCAGAGGUCAGCACAAGCAGUGACUGGAGGAGGACGGGGCAUCAGAGUGGCACUGGUUGAGCACUGACGACUGCUGUGUUUCUGUUGGGGAGCUUGUCUGCCAAUGAGAGAUGGGAACACGCUUUGUAUUUUCAAUUUUGUGCAAUUUUUUAUUUGUUUUGUGCCGAUUUUUGUGGAAACCUUUUCGGACAAGACAGCGGGGCAGCUACUGGACAUCCGUGCCUACGUGAUCUAGGUGUAUCUCAUGUUACAUUAUUGGUAAUAGUAUUGGAUUGAAAGUCGUGGUUCAUGAAAAAAUCAUUUUGAGACCUGUAUUUGGGUCUAUAAAAGAGGCAGGAAGGCAUAUAGAUAGUAGUUUUUAACAAGAGUGGUGUUUGUGGGUAUUAGCACAUCUGUAUUGAUACAUGUUGAAAGCUGUAUAUUCUACAUGGACUCAGUUUUGUUUUCAGGAAGCUCAAAUGAAUUCCAGUCAUCCUCAGAGCAUCUGCACUGACAUUUUGCCCCAAAAAUCAUUUUGUUUUUUAAUCAUUAGGAUUCAAAAACAGUGCCUGGAAUAAGUUCCAUACAGCCUUGUUAAAGAUGGGAGUGUUAAAUGCAGGAGAAUAGCAUCUUCUGCUAUCAUGGUUGUUGUACUAUCUAAUAAGUUAGUAAGAGUUAAUAUUUAAAAGGUGGCUGAUUUCACCUCAGAAUAUCAAUGUAAGGAGACAUGCUACCUGUCUUUUAUACCAUUACUCAUUACUGGUCUGCUGGCAGUCAGAAAAAAAGGAUUGCUCAUGUGUUUUGUAUUUGUGUUGAUGUAUUUAUUCUGUCUGUUCACUUAAACUCAACCUGAAAUCUAAA